Cherax quadricarinatus is the source of this 3636-nucleotide messenger RNA. RefSeq names its product transmembrane protein 117. NCBI's taxonomy places the organism in Eukaryota, Metazoa, Arthropoda, Malacostraca, Decapoda, Parastacidae. Gene Ontology annotation, biological process: intrinsic apoptotic signaling pathway in response to endoplasmic reticulum stress. The record is from RefSeq and is a predicted model, not a curated record.
AGUGAGUCUCUGAGGGUGACAGUAACCUGACAUUUGCAGUAGUGUUGCAGCUGGUGCUCGUUCCGUGUGUGUCUCUCUCUGUGUUACGGGUUAAGACAUGGCAAUUUAGUUUUACAUCCUGUAGGGAGCACAGUGAGCUGGCCGGUGUAGGCCUACCCUCACCAUGCCGGGGCCUCUCACGCCCACGCCCACCACAUCCCACCCGCAGCGCCAUGAAGUGGGCGCCCACCCCGCCGUGUAGACACACGCCCACGCCCACGCCCGCACGGCCGGCGCGCGGCGUUGGUUAGGUCGCGCUGUCAUUAGUAAAUAGUGAACCGUGUGUGUGUGUUGUGUUGGAGUACUGGAACACACUGACCUCAAGCAGCGUGACGGAGCCUAGGUGUGGCGGAACCUAGGGUGUGACGGAGCCUAGGGUGUGACGGAGCAUAGGUGUGACUGAUUCCAAGCACUCUCCUGAGUGUCAGAGGUCCCCGACUCUUCAACACUCUCCAUCCGGGGAUAAGAGGAAUUACCAGCGAGCCUCUGGUUGUCUUCAAGAAGAUACCUGAGGGAUAUCUGAAGGACGUAUUCGGGGGUCAUCGCCCCCUCAGCCUAGGUUUGACGGGCCCUAGGGUGUGACGGGGCCUAGGGUGUGACGGAGUGGCCCAGUCAGGGUGUGAGGGUGACCCCUGGGGGUGGAGGGCGUGAUGAGGGCCACAACCCUGGGGGAGGGGCCAGUGGUCACCUAGAGAUGCAGCAAGCGGGUGAUGGUGGGGAGCCGGAGAGCCCUGACGGGGGUAUGCUGCAGCUGGAGCAGCUGGAGCGACUCAUCAAGAGCCUGGAGUCGCGCAGGGCAGCCAGCUGCGACCUCAGCGACGGCUCACCCACGCCCGCCUCCCCUCGCGCCCUCACGCCCAACUCUGUCCCCGCCCGCAACACCAACUUCUGGCGGGAGGUGUCCCCCCAGCUGUCCUACAUCGACGGCGGCAGCUCCGGUAGUACCUCCUACGGACGCAGCGUCUCCUGGAACCUAGCGGAGCUGUCGUCGAGCGAGCCGUCGGCUCGUCCAGCGUAUCCGGACCACCGAGCCUCCACUGACUCCCUGAAGCCGGCCCUUUCACAGGACCAGACGCCAGCCCUCCCCGCCCUCUCCCCCAUCACCAAGUUUGCCUCAGACACCUUGUGUUCUCCCUCUCACCCUGCCGUCGCCCACUCCGUCGUGCAGGUCGAAAAAGGAGACAUAAAGACCAAGAUACAGAAGAGAUUGAGCUUCGGCGACACACUCGACCUGCACACUAAUAUCUACACUCCAGCGGAUGAGUGUCGCGGGGGAGUGACGGGGAACUUGGAAGCAGCGGGAGGCACGGCCAACGGUUCCAACACCUCCCUGGAGCGUCGCUGGCUGGAGGAGGAGGCCGGGGGCGGCCCGCCACUCGUUAGACGAAAGUCAUUAGACACGCAGAGCCAGUACUCGUACUACAUGGACAAGGACCUCAGGUACUACUUCCAACAUCCGUGGCUCAGACUCAUCAUCGCUUACCUCGUUAUAUUCUGCAACUUCCUCCUCUUCGCUGAGGACCCAGUCUCCCACUCUCACGCAGAAUCGAACAUCCCGGUGGUUGGCAAUGUCUUUAGCUUCGUGUCGACCAAGUAUCCAGAUGAGUGGUUCUGGAGGAUGAUUAAGGUGGUGAUGUGGUUGAUCGCUAUCCUCUGCGGGAUGCUGGUGGGAAAAGUGCUCAUCCACGGCCUCAUCUUCAAGAGGAUGCUGCGACUCAAGAUGUUCAGGGAUGAGCAGGGGUCGUGGAUGACAAUGGCACUAACAGUGAUAGUGUCACUGUACAUGUUCUCAUACGUGUACAACCUGAUCCUUCUCAUCGGACACGGUGAACCUUGCAGGUGGCAGAUCGGCUCUGACAUGAACGUUACUAAUGAAAGCAUGAUGAAGGCUGCAGCUACCUGCACGUGGCUGGGUGACCUGGUGACAGCACUGAUGGUGACUGACAUGAUGCUUCAAGACAACCUCUACCCGCACUGGGCCACUGGCUUUCGUCGCCUCUACCGUUUAUCCAACGUGCCCCGAAUCCUCAUCUUCUGGUGUGGCUCCAUCGUCGUGGCUGUCAUAGUCAUCUUCCUCAUCGUUUCCGACUACAUCUCCUGGGACAAGCUCAACAAGGGCUUCGUCGAGACAACAGAGGUGUCUCGGGCGUUCCUGGCAUCAUUCAUCCUGGUGAUGGACCUGUUGAUUGUGAUGCAGGACUGGGACUUCCCUCACUUCACCUCCACCAUUGACGUCAAUUUGCCUGGGUUCUCCACCCACAUACUCCACUGGAAGUACGCCAAGACCUCCAUCACGGGCAAAUGGUUCAAUUACGGCAUCAUCUUCUUCGUCAUGAUCCUCGAUCUUAAUAUGUGGAAGAACCAGAUUUUCUAUAGCCCGGCUCCCUACGGCCAAUACAUAGAUCCCGUCAGCAGGCAUGUAUACUCUGUGGAGGACCCUGUGUUUGUGAAUGAAGGCAACGAAACCCUGUGGACCUGGGAAGCACGCUCUGAAAUCAACAAUGAGACAGGACUCCCUUAUAGAGAACAGGACAUGUUCAUGUACUCACGCUUUAUGGAGUACAGUGUAGCGGUCAAGUGCACGGCACUCAUCCCCAAUAUCCUGGGCUUCAUCAUGCUCUUCACUCUUGUCUCACUCUACGGCCGCUUCCCUCCUAACCAGGAUGGGACGUACGGGGGUAGACUGAAGAAGAAGCGUCGGUCGUCGUGGCGCCGGGAGAGGUGGUCAGCGACGGAGCAUUACUAUCGCGACUUGUCGUCUGAGACUCAGAACAGCGACAAGCGCACCUUAAGGAUCAAGAGGGCUCUCAAAAUAGCCAAGACCACCAAUUUAUAACCCCGGCCGUCUGGGUCUCGCACCCUCAGCUAGUGUCUUGUUCCAGCAUGAACCACGUACAUAGGUUAUGUUUUAUUUCAGCUAUUAUUGUUUUCCUUUUCAGUUAUGCAUAUACAUAAUACACAAAUAUUUCUUUACGAAUCAUAUGAAGUCAACGAAUUUAACCAAAGCAGUAGUGUAUCUUGUGAUAUACUUGAAAUUCUUUCAUUUCUUAAGACAAACACAACACUAUCUUGGACUGGCGAUAAAAUUCAAUAUUCUCUUACUGUCAAACCUAAUUUAGUAUCAGUUAACACCUUUCUGUAUCUAAUUCUCACUAUAUUUAUGUAUCUGAUACUGUUCUCACUGUCUUCCUCUGUGUUAGAGAGACGAGACACCAAGAAGCUGUUACUGAACUGCAAAUGCCUCCCUUGUAUGUAUAAACCAAAGUAUAUAUAUAUAUAAUAUAUAUUUUCUUUAGACUUUUCAUAUGAUCACAAAGCUUGUUUUUGAAGAAGUGACUAAAGAAGCGGUAUCUAGCGUAUUUAUGAAGGACUUCUGUGUCGUAGGUGUAUUUGUGUAGCAUCCAGCAAAACCUUCCAACUUUGGUAGCUAUUUUGAAAUAUCAAAUGAAGCAUUCUGAUUCUUUAAAAAAUACUGUAGUAGGAUAUUUUGAGUUGUCAGUGAAGUCCUAUUUAUUGUUUAAGGACAAUACGGUAAUUUGUACCAUUUUUAGGUAAUGUGGUUUGUACUGUAUAAAAUUGCUUCCUUGAACAUAAUAU